Molecule: messenger RNA, 1246 nt
Organism: Tripterygium wilfordii
Lineage: Eukaryota; Viridiplantae; Streptophyta; Magnoliopsida; Celastrales; Celastraceae
Product: protein TIC 22, chloroplastic
Exons: 8
Coding region: 42-878 (278 amino acids)
Biological process (GO): protein transport
Cellular component (GO): chloroplast
Source: RefSeq, a predicted model, not a curated record
UGGUUGGCUCGUUUUGAUUCAUCGUCAACAGGAUUUUGGUUAUGGAUUCCACUAAACCCUUAAACCCUCUCUUGUCCCUCUCGACUCUCAUUCACCAUCAAUGUCUCCGACUCGGCGCAGGACUCACCGCUCGACUAGACGAGACCAGACGCCUCGCCGAGAGUCUUGCCACCAACUUCUCUGCGCCGGCCACCAGGCGCUUCCAUUCGGCACCUCCAUUUGCGUCUGUCUCGCAACCCAAGCACGCGGCCGCUGCUGCCGUCGCCAAUAUGAGCUCUGAUCAGGUGGCCAGAACCCUCGUCGGCACUGCUGUCUACACGGUGAGCAAUUCCAAUAAUGAGUUUGUGCUCAUAUCUGAUUCCGAUGGAGCUAAAUCGAUUGGCUUGCUGUGCUUUCGACUGGAGGAUGCAGAAGCAUUUCUAGCUCAAGUUCGGCUAAGGAGAAGAGAGCUGAGAAGUCAGGCUAAAGUUGUGCCAAUUACUCUUGAUCAGGUAUACAUGCUGAAGGUCGAAGGAAUUGCGUUCCGUUUUCUGCCCGAUCCUCUCCAAAUAAAGAAUGCACUCGAGCUGAAAGCUGCUGACAUGAAGAGGGGAUUCGAUGGAGUUCCAGUAUUUCAGUCAGACCUCCUGGUUUUUAAGAAGAAGAACAAACGCUACUGCCCUGUUUAUUUCCAAAAGGAAGAUAUUGAAAGAGAACUGUCAAGGGUUUCAAGGGCAUCAAGAGGACCAGGUGCUUCUCAACAUAUUAUGGUCGGGAGUUUAGAAGAUGUCUUGAAGAAAGUGGAGAUGAGUGAGAAGAACUCUGGAUGGGAAGAUCUGAUUUUUAUUCCACCUGGUAAAAGCCACUCUCAACACAUCCAGGAAGUUGUUAAAGUAUGAUGUGUUGGCAGACAUUACCCCAAGUGACAAUGAGAGGUUCAGAAGGCAGAGGACAUAUUUCAUACUUUUGAGAGGCAUAACAAGUAGGUCAGCUCAUUGUUCCAACCAACUUCACUGCGCACUGCUUGCCAUCUGUGGACUUCCAAGUUCCAUGCCACCCUAGCCCCCACACUUUAGGUUGCUUACAUCUCCUUGUUUGACCUUGUCACGAGAUCUUAUGGGGGAAAAAUGUUAUUCUUGCGGAUAUGAUCUGCGACAACUUUAUCAUACAGAGAAGGGAUGCCUUGUAAUUUCGGAUGGAAAUGGUAAUAAUCUUCCAAGAAAAAGAUAGGAACUCUCGGUCUAUUGGACGCUGAAUCUUAGGCGCA